AGUUCAGAUUGUUGUUCAGAAACUGAAAAAGAAAAUGUCUGUAUCAAUGUCAAAACCUUCUUUCUCAGCACCAAUUCCCAUUCCAGGUCCCCGUAAACCAUCGUUUUCGGUUUCACAACUGAAAAUCCGAUGCGACUCUUUAGAUUCAGCAUCGCAGAUCGAUGCCAAAAGGCCGCCGCAACCCAAAUCGUUAUCGGCGGCUGGGAAGUUGAUGGAGUCGGAUAACAAAAACGGAUCAUACCCGGGUGGGAUGGGGUCCUUUACGGGCAGAGACCCUAACGUGAAGAAACCGGAGUGGCUGAGGCAGAAAGCUCCUCAAGGGCAGAGGUUUGAUGAGGUUAAACAAUCUCUCUCUCGCUUGAAACUCAAUACUGUUUGUGAGGAAGCUCAGUGCCCCAACAUUGGAGAGUGUUGGAAUGGAGGUGGAGAUGGCAUUGCUACUGCAACGAUAAUGUUGCUUGGGGACACUUGCACACGAGGUUGUCGAUUUUGUGCGGUUAAAACCAGUAGGAACCCGCCGCCGCCUGACCCCAUGGAGCCUGAAAAUACAGCUCAGGCGAUUGCCAGUUGGGGUGUGGAUUAUAUUGUUCUGACUAGCGUAGAUCGUGAUGAUUUACCUGAUGGUGGAAGUGGGCAUUUUGCUCGGACUGUCCAAGCUAUGAAGAAACUCAAGCCGGACAUCAUGGUUGAGUGUUUAACUUCUGAUUUCCGAGGUGAUUUGCAAGCUGUAGACUCUCUGGUACACUCUGGAUUAGAUGUUUUUGCUCAUAACAUUGAAACUGUGAAACGGCUCCAAAGAAUUGUCAGGGAUCCUCGGGCUGGGUAUGAACAGAGCUUGUCAGUUCUAAGACAUGCAAAGCUCAGCAAAGAAGGAAUGAUAACGAAAUCUUCUAUAAUGCUCGGUCUUGGUGAAACCGAUGAUGAGUUAAAGGAAGCCCUGGCUGAUUUAAGGGCUAUAGAUGUUGAUAUUCUUACACUUGGACAAUAUCUACAGCCUACACCGCUCCACUUGACCGUCAAAGAAUAUGUUACGCCUGAAAAGUUUGCUUUCUGGAAGGAAUACGGGGAAUCAAUCGGCUUUCGUUAUGUAGCUAGUGGACCCCUGGUUCGAUCAUCGUAUAGGGCAGGGGAGCUCUUUGUUAAGACCAUGGUGAAAGAAAGGACCAACAAUACUACAGCUUCAUCCAAUUGACCUUUAGGUCUUCAGUUCUGGACUCCCAAUGUGGUCCUACACACACACACACACA
Hibiscus syriacus is the source of this 1247-nucleotide messenger RNA. RefSeq names its product lipoyl synthase 1, chloroplastic-like. Gene Ontology annotation, biological process: lipoate biosynthetic process. The record is from RefSeq and is a predicted model, not a curated record. Gene Ontology annotation, molecular function: lipoate synthase activity; 4 iron, 4 sulfur cluster binding. The transcript has 7 exons. Bases 35 to 1192 code for a protein of 385 amino acids. Gene Ontology annotation, cellular component: mitochondrion; chloroplast. Lineage: Eukaryota; Viridiplantae; Streptophyta; Magnoliopsida; Malvales; Malvaceae.